Puccinia graminis f. sp. tritici CRL 75-36-700-3 is the source of this 4085-nucleotide messenger RNA. RefSeq names its product chitin synthase. Lineage: Eukaryota; Fungi; Basidiomycota; Pucciniomycetes; Pucciniales; Pucciniaceae. The transcript is spliced from 16 exons. Gene Ontology annotation, cellular component: cell septum; cell periphery. The coding region runs from base 1020 to 3728 and encodes 902 amino acids. The record is from RefSeq and is a predicted model, not a curated record. Gene Ontology annotation, molecular function: chitin synthase activity.
GUUGACUUCAUAGCAAGUUCAACCACAACUGACUAUACGGUAGCUGCCGGCUGCGUCCGUCAAAAGGCGGGAAUGAGCUUGGGAGAACCUCAGCGAGAGUUUCCGUUAUCAGCCUGAUUUAUCCAAGCUGUUCUGGUUUCCAAUAUAUACCCCAGAGCUUUCUCCCGAAUAUACAUGGACAUGUAUCAAUCUGGUUCCCCAUCUUCACCCAUGUCACGCCUGACUGACCCGCCUCUCGUGUCUGACUUACGAAAUGGGGAAGACGCCAUGUUGCAAACGAAUGUGGUAUUUAAUCUUGAACCUUUCGUCUGAGAUUGCCCAUGGCCAAGCUCCAUUCAUCACCCAGGAGCCGAGAGAGCUGACUACACGGAAGUCCGAACCCAAUGUGUUCUGGACGUUCAGCAGCCUUGAUAGAGGAAAUGCUUUGCUCACAAUAUCCAUAUGCUGAUUCCCCGAGGCUGGGUGCACUAUCGCUUCUGUGGAGCGCUAUGACAAUUGCUAGCAGUAGAGGUCAUGCUAAUCAAGGUCUUUUGUCAAGUUUGUUUCCCAAUAGAGCCAAUCAGCAUUGCCAUUUCCGUCGAUGGCUCUAGCUUUCAUCUGAAUGCACUCAUUUGUGCAUCAAUUUCCUCCACUGAUCCACUUAUCAUGUCUACCAUUGUCUGGUAGAAGGCAUCUUUCACCCCUCCCCUUCCCCUUCCCAAACCCCCACACCCUUUCCUUUGUUUGAUCACAUUUCUCUCAACAAAUCUCACCCAUCGCCCGCAUCGUGUAGGACAAGCUUGCUUACCUUCAUUUUCGUUGCAGAUCAACUCCCAGUUUUCAACCUCAUUCUCUCAGAUCGCGACACAUCUUGAAUAUUUUUGUGUCCACUGCUUCACCCUGUCUCAAAGGCCAUUCGCUCUCUAGACUUUCUUUAUUCGACUUUACACUCGCCGGCAGCAGUCCGGUUUACCAGCUUUCGCUUAUUCCAACUCCUCAAUUACCGGCCUUGUUGAAGUGAUCGACAUUUCGAAACAGCCAUGGCUUAUAACUCACAUCACCAUCCAUUGCGGGAUCAAUCAAGCCGGCAGCCCUCAUAUGAAUCUGGCAUUGACGCAUCACCGACCCUAUAUCAUCCUCAAAUGGCUUCUCAUCCAUCACAACAUGCCCUCACCCACCAAUCCUCAUUUCAUGAUGAGAAAUCCUCAUUAACUCACCAUGCUCUUCCCAUGGCAGGCGCGGCCUACCCGGGAGGCUACUACCCACCAACUGGGGGUCCUGGCUAUCCACCUAAUGAUAUGCCUGGGUACCCUCCUAGUGGCAUGCCCGGCUAUCCCCCAGCACCCACGUCUUUUUCAGGAUCUAUGCCUAGCCCAGGAGGCGCUGCUUCGAUGGUUAGCGAUGAUGAUUGGAGACGUCGUGCCAGGCCAGUCCAGCGUGGGAUCACCAGGCGGGUGAAGCUUACUCAGGGUAACUUCAUCAAUGACUACCCUGUCCCAAAAGCAAUCUCCAACUCUCUCGAGCAAAAGUACCUCCAGCAGGCCAUUGGGAAGCAAUUUUCUCAUCUUCGCUACACAGCCGCUACCUGUGACCCGGAUGACUUCACUCCUGAAAACGGCUGGAAACUCAGGACUGCGACCACUGGUAAUGAAACUGAAUUGUUGAUUGCAGUUACCUAUUACAACGAAGAUAAGGUCCUCUUUGCUCGUACCAUGCACGGUGUCAUGUUGAAUAUACGGGAUAUCUGCAAAUCUAACUCGAAAUUCUGGAAUGGUAAAGGCGCCGAAGCUGGCCAGAAGGGAUCUGGAUGGCAGAAGAUCGUUGUCUGCUUGAUUUUCGAUGGAAUUGGACCUUGUGACAAAAACGUGCUUGAUAUACUUGCCACUGUCGGAGUCUAUCAGGAUGGCUUGAUGAAAAAAGAAAUUGACGGCAAAGAGACGGUUGCUCACAUUUUUGAAUACACCACUCAACUCUCGGUGGAUCACAAGCCGUCCCUAGUUGUACCGACUCAGGACGGUGAUUCUAAAACCAACUUGGUCCCUGUUCAGAUGAUAUUUUGCUUGAAGCAAAAGAAUUCGAAAAAGAUCAACUCCCAUCGUUGGCUUUUCAACGCGAUCGGUCGUCAACUUGAUCCUGAAGUCUGCAUUCUUAUUGACGCCGGUACCAAACCAGGAAAGCGCUCACUUUAUUACCUGUGGCAAGCCUUCCACAACGAUCGGAAUCUUGGUGGAGCUUGUGGCGAGAUCUAUGCCAUGUUGAAGGGAGGCAAGAAACUCAUCAACCCCCUCGUUGCCGCCCAAAACUUCGAGUACAAGAUGUCCAAUAUUCUCGAUAAGCCGUUAGAGUCUGCGUUUGGUUAUGUCUCAGUGUUGCCCGGGGCCUUUUCUGCUUAUCGAUUCCGGGCACUGUCUGGACGACCUUUACAGCAAUAUUUCCACGGAGACCACACACUGGCUGAUAGGCUAGGCAAGAAAGGACUCAAUGGAAUGGGUAUCUUCACCAAGAAUAUGUUUCUUGCAGAGGAUCGAAUUUUGUGCUUCGAGCUUGCUGCAAAAGCGAACGAUGCUUGGCUUUUGAGUUAUGUCCGAGCUGCAAAGGGUGAAACCGAUGUGCCUGAACAAGCUGCCGAACUGAUCAGUCAACGUCGUCGUUGGCUAAAUGGAAGUUUUGCUGCAUCCAUCUACGCCACAAUACACUUCUUCAGGUUCUACAAAUCGUCACACAACCCCAUCCGAUUAUUGAUGUUUCAUGUGCAAGCACUCUUCAACAUUUUUCAACUCAUCUUUACUUGGUUCUCACUGGCCAACCUUUGGCUAACCUUCAGCAUUAUCAUUGAGCUUCUCCCGCAAAACGGAGUAUUCCUUUUUAAAGAUGAAGUUAUCACUCAUUGGGUCAAUCUUGUUCUUCAGUGGCUAUAUCUCGGUGCACUGGCCUUGCAAUUUGUUCUUGCUCUGGGAAACCGCCCCAAAGGCGAACAAACCACUUAUGUGAUAUGUUUCAUAAUCUUUGCAGUAUUGUCGUACUAUUUGUUUUUUUGUGCCCUGCUAUUGACUGUGCGGGCUUUCGGAUCGCUAACUUUCAAAGAUUCUCCGACCAUCGUUGAGAAGUUCCAUGUGCUGAUUGGCGGUACCAACGGGGUACUACUUGCUGCCUUGGUGUCUACUUAUGGAAUAUACCUCAUCGCUUCCUGCCUUUACGCCGAUCCUUGGCACAUGCUUUCCUCCUUUCCCCAAUACAUGGGUCUUGCGCCAUCCUUCACCAAUAUCCUCAAUGUAUAUGCUUUUUGCAAUUUGCAUGACGUUUCAUGGGGUACUAAGGGCUCAGACAAAGUCGACGCUUUGCCUUCGGUAAAGUCAUCCAACGAAAAGAACGAUGGUGAAAACGGACCUACUGUUCAAGAUGUGGUCAGGACAGAAGAAGAUCUGGACGCCAACUUCAAAGCAGUUGUUGGACGGGCAAUCACGCCUUGGAGCGUUGUUGAGGUAGCAGAGAAGCCGACUGAGGACGAUGGAAACAAGACUUUCCGUACGCGCUUGGUAUCUGUCUGGAUGCUCUCAAACGCUGCUUUGUCAGUGGCUAUCGCAAAUGUAAACGGCUUGAACAAAUCCACUGCAGACGAGGAAAAGAAACAGUCCAUGUAUUUCAAUAUCAUCCUGUGGUCAACCUUCGGUCUUUCGGCAGUUCGCUUCGUUGGCUCUACCUACUUUUGGCUCAAGACCAACCUGACCCGAUGUUGUAAAAAGACAUAGAGGGUGUUGGCAACUCAAUUGGCUUCCCUACCCCCAAAUCAUCAUUUUACUUAGCCUCAAUUUCGUAUGCACUACCAACUCGUUGUCGAUCAGUGUGCUCAGUUUGUACAUACAUAAUUACCUCACUCCAACACACGCUUUUUUUGCUCAAUCUCCUCUCCCUUUCAGAUCAGCUGUAGCUAGUUGCACUUGUAGCCAAAUUUGUAGACCCCUAUUUGAUGUACAUUUCAAACAGCCAGCUAAUAUCAAUUGACUUGAAUAACUUUCUGCUCAUUGAGCCUACUUGCAAGGCUCUUGCUAGAUUUCAAGCCAAGGUCCCAGUUUUUAUAGCCUGGCCACUCGGCAAUGCCAUUGUCC